Molecule: messenger RNA, 1385 nt
Organism: Eruca vesicaria subsp. sativa (arugula)
Lineage: Eukaryota; Viridiplantae; Streptophyta; Magnoliopsida; Brassicales; Brassicaceae
Source: the annotation of a GenBank genome assembly
GAACACUUCUCUCUCUAAUUAAAAUUAAGAAUUAAAAAUUAAAUUAAAACAAACAUUGGAGAGAAAGGGAAAGAGAACAAAAUCAAAGGAAGAAGAAACCCAAAAACUUGGAUUGCUUCCUUCCUUCCUUCCUUUCUUCCGCGUCAAUCGCCUCCACUGAUUCAUGGCCGAGUUGACUCAGUCGGAGGUCGUUUACUCGCCUCGGUCGCUUCAACUGUGGAAGACUCUCGUGAACUGCCUCGCGUUCUUCUACCAGAUCUUCCUCCAGAUCCUCCGCGCCGUAGGCUACCAUCCACUCCUCUCUUCCUCCGCUAAAUCCGCCGCCGAUGGUUUUAAACCCUUACCAAACAUCGAAUUGCUCGAAACGGCGGCGGAUUCUCCCACCUCCGUGGAAAUUGACUACUCUAGCGAUGGCGAACGCAGCCACUUUCAGAGACUCAAGGUAGUUCUUGACUUGGAUGAGACGUUAGUAUGUGCGUACGAGACGUCUAGUCUACCUGCUGCUUUGCGUAAUCAAGCCAUUGACGCUGGAUUGAACUGGUUCGAGCUGGAGUGUUUGUCAUCUGACAAGGAAGUUAAUGGGAAACCUAAGAUCAAUUACGUCACGGUGUUUGAACGUCCAGGAUUGCACCACUUCUUAGAGCAACUUAGCCACUUUGCUGAUCUUGUUCUCUUUACCGCUGGUCUUGAAGGGUACGCGAGACCACUUGUGGACAAGAUAGAUACCAGGAAAGUACUCAGCAACCGACUUUAUCGACCUUCAACAGUCAGCACGCAAUACAGAGAUCACGUGAAGGAUCUGUUAAGCACAUCAAACAACAUGUCUAGGACAGUGAUUGUUGACAACAAUCCUUUCAGCUUCUUAUUGCAACCAUCAAAUGGGAUUCCAUGUGUUGCGUUUUCCGCAGGGCAGCCAAAUGACACUCAGCUUUUGGAUGUUAUACUUCCACUUCUGAAACAACUCUCUGAGGAAGAAGAUGUGAGACCGACACUUUAUGAUCGUUUCCACAUGCCUGAAUGGUUUGAGAAGCAAGGCAUACCACCUUCGUGCUGGAGACCUUAGAAACUAGUGGAAAUAUAUCAGAAAUCUUUGGCCUACACAAAAAGGCAAAGGACUGGGUUGGUACAGUAGUUUCAUCAGUGAAAAAUUUGAGGAGGAAGGCACAGAAAUUACCAUUCGUAAUGUUUAUAUUCUAUGGUAGAGAUUCCCUUUAAAAGAUAAAAAUCUGUUACACAUUCUUGCUUUCAUGUAAUUCUCUAGUUCUGUGUGUAAUAUUGAUUGAUAUAAAAAAUGCAUUUUUUUUUUCCUUUUGGGCUGGUUCUGUUUGGAUAAAGGCUAGCGAAUUAUGGUUCAGACCGAAGCAAAAACAGUGUACCAAAUGAAC